Messenger RNA from Cheilinus undulatus (humphead wrasse), 1837 nucleotides. RefSeq names its product vestigial-like family member 3 (gene vgll3). Gene Ontology annotation, biological process: regulation of transcription by RNA polymerase II. The transcript is spliced from 4 exons. Gene Ontology annotation, cellular component: nucleus. The record is from RefSeq and is a predicted model, not a curated record. The coding region runs from base 304 to 1344 and encodes 346 amino acids. Lineage: Eukaryota; Metazoa; Chordata; Actinopteri; Labriformes; Labridae.
UGAAAACUUGUCACAGAAGAGUUUUUUAGGAUACAGUGUGUUUGUCUCUUAACGUUUUGAUCCAUUUUGUGGCCCCGGCUGGUGCUGGUGGGGCGCACAGCGGGAGGCGCAUUGUGCGUAUGCAAACUGGACGACAUGGCCAUUGUAUGCGUUCGGACAUAUAUGGAGGCAACGAUGGCUCGGAGGAUACAGCCAGUCUGAAGUCUCAGGAGCGGAGAGUUGCCCUCGGCUGUGUUGUGCGUUUUUUUUUUUUUUUUCUCUCGUCAGACUUUCUCUUGGCACUAACAGCUCCGCGCCGUCGCUAUGAGCUGCCUGGAUGUGAUGUACCACCAAAGCUAUGGAGCGCACUACUUUCCUGCAGCGGCGUACAAAGCGACGUACUACAACCACCAUCACCAGCAACAACAGAGACGGUUGAGUGUUUACAGCAAGAUGCAAGAGUGUAUUGAGCAGCAGCAAGGAGGAGGAAGAGGGAUGCUUUCCAGGGAUCAGGGCCUCAGCCGGCAGGCUCUUGCACCACCAGGAGCCAACCAGUCAAGCCGUAGAACCUCAUCAGAGGUGAAGGAUGGUUCUCAGCCAGCAGAGGCGGAGUACUUGAGCUCUCGGUGUGUUCUGUUCACCUACUUCCAAGGCAACAUCGGGGACGUGGUGGAUGAGCACUUCUCUCGGGCUCUCAGUCAGUCAAGCACCUUCAACAGUGAGACCAAACCGAUCCGGGUGACACAGGCGGCAGCCUCAACCUCCACUGGCUUAUGGAAAGAUGGUGGGUCUCUCUCUGAGGGUCAAAGCAGCCCAGCGUGGAACAGCACUUAUCCAUCCCAGGCCAGCCCUUGCCUCCCAUCUGUCUCGGUCUCAGUCCACCCAGACUUUUCCCCUAACCCUGUUUCCUUCAACAACCCUGAUGGAGCUCUGUGGGCUGACCACGUUCUGACACAGACCACCCUCCCGUCUUCGUCGACACUCCCUGACAGCUGGACCUACAGCCUAAGCCCCCAGAGCUCAAGCGGAUACCCCAACGUCCACAAUGUCUACCAUCCCCACCCUCAUCCUCACAUUCACACCCGGCAUCCACACCACCACCCCAUGCUCCAUUCAUACCCGACUCACAGCCCGGCGUUGGAUCCCAGGUUUAAUCCUCUGCUGCUGCCUGGCGUUAGGAACCAGAACCAACCAGCCGCCAGCACAGGGAGUUCCCCUCACAGUGAUGGAGUGAAGACGGAGAUAGACGGCAGCAGCAGCAGCCCGACUUCUGUCAGCUGGCAGCCUUCAGCCCUCCAGGGAUCCUUGGAGGUUUAUGACUCAACUCUUGAUCAAACCAAAGCAAGGACGUCAGUUUGGUUCUAAAGGAUGCAAGGACAAAAAGAAAGAACUAAUUCAUAAAUGUUUGGCUGCAACACCAGCACUGUAAUGUACAAUGUAGAUAGAGAGCUACAUGUAGCUCAUGCUAUGAGUCCUGCACUGCCAAAACAAACUAUCAUGAAGAUGAACUCAGGCUAUGGACUGAAAUGACGGUCUAAUGAUUUGGCUGCAGGUCAAGACCAAUGAAGGAGAAAGGAAAUCAGACCAUUACUGGACUGAAUGGACUACUAGCUUUAAGAAUGGGAGGCCUCUGCACAUAGAAACAAUUUCUUUUUUUUUUCGGCAAUGUGAGACCAAGUGGUUCUGUUUCAAGAACUUUGUUUUCCUCCUGUUUUGUACAAUAUGUUUUUUGUUAAUGAGUGUUUUAUUUUUGUGUGUACAGAUUUGCCAGGCUAAGCUGUUUGCUGGAUGAUUUCUGCUAAAAAUGCUAUGUUGCCUCCAAAGAUUGUGUAGUGUAAAUAGUGAUAAUGUAUGUUUA